AUGGUCAAACGAAGCAAGCUCAUGCAGGCGCUCGACGCCCACAAGGGCCGAGACUACGAAGCUGAGAAACAGAAGAAGCAGGUCAAGGCUGCGGAAAAGCGCAAAGGCGUGAAGAUGGCCCCAGUCGCCGAAAAGGUCGUCAAGGUGGCCGAGGAAGAGGAGGAAGUCGCCAGCUCCGAACCUGGGGAAGUCGAGGAGGAGCAGGAGGAAGAUGAGGCCGAGGAGGUGGCUGAUGAGGAGGAUGAGGAGGAGGACGAGGAGGAAGACGAAGAAGAUAUCCCGCUUUCAGACCUCGAAGAAGACGAGCGCGAGGACGUCGUCCCCCACCAGCGUCUUACCAUCAACAACUCCGCCGCCAUUACCUCCUCUCUCAAGCGCAUUUCCUUCAUCACCUCUCAGACCCCAUUCUCCGAGCACAACUCCUUAGUCUCGAAAGAGCCUUUCGAAGUUGAGGACCCCAAUGAUGACUUGAACCGCGAAUUGGCCUUCUACAAGGUCUGCCAGGCUGCCGCUAUCACGGCUCGCGGUCUGCUCAAGAAGGAGGGUAUCUCCUUCAGCCGGCCCGGUGAUUACUUUGCGGAGAUGGUCAAGAACGACGAGCACAUGAACUUGAUCAAGAAGAAGCUGUACGAGGAGGCUGCUGGCAAGAAGGCUGCCGCUGAGGCGCGCCGCCAGCGUGAUCUGAAGAAGUUCGGCAAGCAGGUGCAGGUCGCCAAGCUGCAGCAGAGAGCCAAGGAAAAGCGUGAGACGCUCGAUAAGAUCACUGCUUUGAAGAAGAAACGCAAGGCUGACACUUCCGCCCCCACCGACGAUGCCAAUGACCUCUUCGACGUCGCUAUUGAGGACACUGACAAGCCCGAUAGCCGCAAGCGCGGCCGUGACGGCGAAGGCCGCAACUCGAAGCGUCAAAAGAAGGAUUCGAAGUUCGGCUUCGGCGGCAAGAAGCGCUUCUCGAAGAGUGGCGACGCCGCGUCCAGUGGUGACAUGCGCAGCUUCUCCCAGAAGAAGAUGAAGGCUGGCGGCGCCAAGCGUCCCGGCAAGAGCAAGCGUGCUGCUAAGGGACGUCUUUAG
Molecule: messenger RNA, 1071 nt
Organism: Penicillium maclennaniae
Lineage: Eukaryota; Fungi; Ascomycota; Eurotiomycetes; Eurotiales; Aspergillaceae
Product: EBP2 family rRNA-processing protein
Exons: 2
Coding region: 1-1071 (356 amino acids)
Biological process (GO): ribosomal large subunit biogenesis; rRNA processing
Cellular component (GO): nuclear periphery; preribosome, large subunit precursor; nucleolus
Source: RefSeq, a predicted model, not a curated record